AUGUUGGCAGGAAAGCCAGAUACUGAGGAUGCACCCAUCAAAAAGUUGAAUGCUGUGCAAUGGGUCCGAGAUGACUUGCACACCCUGUUCACUGAACAUUUUCUGACCUCUCUGGACAGGAGUAUCUGUGAACAUCAGGCUCAUUUGAUGAUGCUGCAUGUCUGUGCUCAUGUUGAUAGUAAACAGGAGACAGAGGGCAUUCGGCGUGGAGCCAGGAGCCGCGGCGAGGCGGCCGGGAGCUUGGCGUGUGCUGGUGACCCGAGGAGAAGAGGCGGAGGCGAUAAGGAAGUGAAGGAUGCCAAUGCUGCGCUGCUCAGUAACUAUGAGGUGUUCCAGUUACUAACUGAUUUGAAAGAGCAGCGUAAAGAAAGUGGAAAGAAUAAACACAGUUCUGGGCAACAGAACUUGAAUACUAUCACUUAUGAAACAUUAAAAUACAUAUCAAAAACACCAUGUAGGCACCAGAGUCCUGAGAUUGUGAGAGAAUUUCUGACAACAAUGAAAAGCCACAAGUUGACCAAAGCUGAAAAGCUUCAGCUGCUGAAUCACAGGCCUGUGACUGCUGUUGAGAUCCAGCUGAUGGUGGAGGAGAGUGAGGAACGGCUGACAGAGGAGCAGAUCGAAGCUCCGCUCCACACCGUCACAAGCAUCCUCCCCGCGGGGCCAGAGGCUGAGCAGCAGCAGAAUACCAGCGACGACGUGGCGAUGGAUGAGGAGGACCCCGCAUAGAAGAGCACAGCUGGCCCGAGUGUCUCCUGAAGUUGAAGGCCCAGCAGCCGUUUCCCAGACAUUCAGAGGAUUGUUUAUUUGAUUUUACCUUCUGUCCCAACAGGCCUCAUUUCCCGGUUAGUUGGGUAAACCACAAAAAUAAUCUUAAAAGAAAUCCUUGUGCCUCUGGGAGAACAAACA
Molecule: messenger RNA, 909 nt
Organism: Cervus elaphus (red deer)
Lineage: Eukaryota; Metazoa; Chordata; Mammalia; Artiodactyla; Cervidae
Product: DNA-directed RNA polymerase III subunit RPC9-like
Exons: 3
Coding region: 1-729 (242 amino acids)
Biological process (GO): transcription initiation at RNA polymerase III promoter
Cellular component (GO): RNA polymerase III complex
Molecular function (GO): nucleotide binding
Source: RefSeq, a predicted model, not a curated record